Molecule: messenger RNA, 16410 nt
Organism: Xyrichtys novacula (pearly razorfish)
Lineage: Eukaryota; Metazoa; Chordata; Actinopteri; Labriformes; Labridae
Source: the annotation of a GenBank genome assembly
UGGCAGACAGUGUGUGCGUGUGUAUGUGUGUGUGUGAUGUUUUCGUGUUUCUCCAAAGACUCCGGCUCGUCUCCCCGGGAGCUCCUCCAAACAUGUCCCCGCUGCUGCUGCUCCUGCUCGGCCUGCUCUCUCUGCUGCUCGGCCUGCUGCGCCGGAGGAAGAGGUCAGUACUCACUCUGUACUACUCUGAAAUACUGCCAGGAAUACUGCAGUACAAGUACGCUCAUGUACCGCUGUGUGAUGUCCCAGUAUCUCAGCAGUGUUGUCCGCUACAUGGAGGGAAAGUAUCUCCUCACACAGACUGAAGUUUUUCCGCUUUUUAUACUCAGAUUAUUGAAGUAAAAGUACUUCACUCUGUUCAAAAUACGUGUCUGAUCUGAAACUUUGUAGUCAAAGUACUGAAUGUGUGUAAAGUAAUACAUAGUAUCAGAGUCCAAGUACUGCAGUAAUAUCUGUUCUGUUUCAGAAGUACUUUAAUGAGAUAUUCCCAUCGUAAUGAAGUAAUUUAUGCAGUUAAAGUGCUGUGCUCAGUUCAUUCAAAGUAUAACUGUAGGAGUACUCUAAUACUUAUGCUAUUUUCCCAGAGUUAGAGUACAGCAGUAUUUAUAAAUUUGUGAUUUUAAGCACGGCAGUAUACAGGGGUGUUAUACAGGGAGACCAAACGCGACUUCGGCGACAUCAGCAACGGCUCCCAAUGCAAAGUCUAUGGACAGUCGCGUCAGUCGACAGCCGCGACCUGACGCGACUUGGCGACCGGUCGCCAAGUCGCGUCAGGUCGCGCCUGUCCAUAGACUUUGCAUUGGGAGCCGUUGCUGAUGUCGCCGAAGUCGCGUUUGGUCUGAACACCCGUUUACAGUAUUUUCCACUUCGUCCGGUUAGAGAAUUACGGUAUAAGUACUACACACGAAGUAUUUUCAGUGUCAGUCAUAAAAUAAAAAUAUGAAGAAACUUGAUUUUCUGAGAAUAAACAUUAACAACAAAAGUAAAUGUAGGAGAUGACUGCCGUAAAUGUGAUAAAAUUAUUUAAAAAUGAACAAGAUCAAAAUUUUUCAUCAUGGAGAAAAAAAACAGGAAUUUAUUUGAUUUUCAGUAUAAAGAAACAGGAAUGGAGAUGUUAUUUUAAAGAGACUUUAAUUUUAUCAGGAUCAAAUCCUAAAAAAUUUGGGGUGAAGUCAGAAAUGAUCAACCCGCAAAAAUCACGUAAAAACGCUUAAAGAUGUAAAAUUUUUGAAAGAGAAUUUAAGAGAGGAGAGGAGUGUUUGUGUCUGAAAAGCAGAGGGACAGAUGGAUGGUGAUGGAGGCAGCAAAGUUCAGUCGGUCUGAAUCUAAAAGAGGUUUUCUAAAACCUCUUAAAGUCUGAGGGAUUUGUUCUAAAAUAGCUUAAAUCCUUCAGUUUUAAAGAUGGUACAGGUAACAUGGAGGUUUGCUUUAGUGGAUAUUCUCACCAUCAUGAAUGAUCUCACUCUGCUUUCGAGGGUCUGCCGUGUUUACAGACACUGAUGGUUCAUCACUCAGACUCUGAACACUUUUACUUUCAUUUCAUUCGUCUGGGGGCGACGCUGAGGGUCCUGACCGGGGGGUUCAGAGCCUGGGAACUGUAGGGAACUUUGGGAGUCUCUGUAGUUGGGUUUGAAGGAGGUGGGGGCUUCCUGUCUUUGGAUGAGCAGACCUCCUCUGACUCCUGCUGGGAUUUUCCAUUCUUAAUGAGGACCAGCUGCUCCUGAACACGCUCUGGUCUCUGUCUGACUGCUCUGCUGCUCCGGACUUCGCUCCUCUAUUGUUGGUUUGGGUUUAAAUAUUUACUGCGGUCAGUAAAUGACGUGGAGUUAAUGUGCGGAGGAGGACAGAAACAAAGAGAGAGAGGAGAAACGAAUAACCUGAGCUCUCCUACAGCAGCAGAGUUACUGCCUCCUGUUCAAUCAAUCAUAAUAAUAAUAAUAAUAACUUUAUUUUUAUAACACUUUUAAAAACAGACGUUUACAAAGUGCUUUGAGAUAAAGUCAUAAAGCACAUGGAAAAAGAUAAAAACAAAACGCUCAGUUAAAACAGACAAAACAAGAACCCUGCAACAAAAAAUAAGACCAUGAGGACCAAAAUAAAAACAUAAAAUGGAAUUAAAAGGGAGGACGAAAGUGGAAACAGGAUAGUAAAUAUAAGAGGCAAUAUCAACAAUGAUAAUAACAUAACAGGUAACACUGAUGAUAAUAGUAAUGAUAAAAUAGAGAAAUGAGUGAGAGAUAAAACAAUAAAAGGACGAAAAGGUUAAUUAGGAAAAGAGUAAAAGUAUAAGAAAGGAUAAAAAGACCGUAGAGCCGAAAUAAGAGAAAAGAGGUAAAAGAUGAAAGACGUCAUCACAUUAAAUCAAGUCUUAAAAGAAGCGUCUGUCUCUGCUGUUCUCCUUCUCUCCUCUGAAGGUCGUUCCAAAGUCGAGGAGCUCUGAUGGACAAAGAUCGAUCAGCUUUAGUUUAGAGACUUUGGAACGACCAGGAGGACUUCACCAGAGGAUCUGAGAGUUUAACUCAUGAGGAAGUUAAAACUCAGAGAGAAGCUCGGAGAGAGUCCUUUAAGAGCUUUAAAAGUAAUCAAUAAAAUCUUCAAAUCAAUUCUCAAACUGAGAGGAAGUCAGUGAAGGGAGGAUAAAACUGGAGUGAUGUGACCGUCAAUCAAUCUGUGCAUCGAUCUGAAACUAAACUGAACUGAUUUAAAAUGGAUUUUAAAUGAUCUGAUAUUAUUUUAAACUGAUUUUAAGUUUGCUUUCAAACUGAUUUCUGUCUGUUAAAAUAAAGAUUUGAAGUUACUCUGACAGACACUGACAGAGAGUUAAAACAGACAUUAAAGGGUUAACCACAGAGUAAAAACCUGAACUUUAGUCAAUCAGUGAAAAUGUCCUAAAAUACAUUUAAACGUGGAUUUCUGGUCAGUUAGAGAAACUUUGAACUGAAAUGUUUUAACGCUCAGACUGAAAUCCUGAAAAACUCUGAAUCAGACGAGUUUCUCUGGAUUAUAAAAACACUAAAGCUGCAGGUGUCUCUGUGGAACGUUAAGAAGUUUUCUGCACUUUUCACUCAGGAGGAGAAACGUGAGAGAGAGACAGAAACUGUAGACCUGGAUCUGGAGCUCAGUGAUCAUGUUUCUCUCUCCAGUGAACAAAGAAAAUCCUCCACGUGUUAGAUCUUGUUCUCUGAGGAGCUGAAGGAGAACAUGAAACCUCCUCUGAUGCAACAGUUCUCCAGAAAGAACUGGGAUCAGCCUGGACCUGAGGGUUCAACAGAGAGAGUCAGCAGACCUGAUCAGGUUUACGUAGUCUUUGAUCAGGUUUACGUAGUCUAUGAUCAGGUUUAUGUAGUCUAAGUUCAGGUUCACCCUGAUCCAGUUUUUGUCGCUUCUCAUCCGUGAAGUCCAAACCCUCCUGGUCAUAAACAGUUUAUUAGUCCUGGUCCUGCUCAGUCCUGCACAGUCAGACCGAGGUCAGUCAGACCGAGGGCGAGGGGAGUGUCUGAUUCACACCCUGAUCCAAAGUCCCACAGACACACUAAAGUCUUAAAGUCCCAGACCUUUACAGCAACAAGAUCCUCUAUGAGUCCAGGACUAACCUCCUCCAGACAAGAUCAGGACUUUCACACAUGAAGCUCACAGAGUCCAACAAGAACUCAAGAACUGGAACUUCCUUACAGCAGGCUGGGCGGGGGGGUCAGGUUCAGACCCUUGGAGCCGGUCUGGUUCUGGUUCAGGGAACUAAUCAGGAGUUAGGAGCAUGUUCCCAGAAACAGUCACCAUGGGGGGCCUCCAUAAACCGAGAACAUGAUUAUUAUUGUUAUAGAAGUGUCCAUGAAAAGAAACGAGGACUUCAAACAGACAUAGAAAUCUUCACAUAGAUGCUCAAAGGUUCAAACAGGAAGUGGUUUUUGUUUUCAUGUCUGACAUGUUUUCUACAGCAGGGUUCACAGGGUUCGACAGUGCGACUGUUUCACUCAGAUUUACGACUAAAAUAGACGUGUGUGAAUUAUAAAAUGUAUUUAGAGUCACAUGUACGCAUAAAAAAACAACAAAUGUUUUUUUUCCUGUAAAUACGGCGGUGAAGUUAGUUUCAGGUUGGAUAUAUUUUCCUGUAAAUAUGGCGGUGAAGUUAGUUUCAGGUUGGAUAUAUUUUCCUGUAAAUACAGCGGUGAAGUUAGUUUCAGGUUGGAUAUAUUUUCCUGUAAAUACGGCGGUGAAGUUAGUUUCAGGUUGGAUAUAUUUUCCUGUAAAUACGGCGGUGAAGUUAGUUUCAGGUUGGAUAUAUUUUCCUGUAAAUACGGCGGUGAAGUUAGUUUUAGGUUGGAUAUAUUUUCCUGUAAAUACGGCGGUGAAGUUAGUUUCAGGUUGGAUAUAUUCUCCUGUAAAUACGGCGGUGAAGUUAGUUUCAGGUUGGAUAUAUUUUCCUGUAAAUACGGCGGUGAAGUUAGUUUCAGGUUGGAUAUCUGACGGACAUUCUCUGAGGAUCUACCGGUGUCUUCUCACUCUCCAUAACCGGGAAUAACAACAGCAGCGUGGUUAAAUCUACUCGACACCCUCACUGUCAACGUCGGUGUUGAAUAAGGGACCGUCAAUAAAUUACCGGUUGAUGUUCUCAGAAAAGGCUGUUUUCCUUCAAUAGCUUCACUGUCAUGUGACCAAAAGACCUGAAAUUGAUUUCUAAUAAUAGCACUAAGGUCGAUCAAUAAGACAAACAUUAUUGAUCAGUUUUCAUUGAUCCCCUAAAGUUCAGAGUUAGAGUCGAUCCCUGGUUCACAAAUAUCCUUGAUACCAGGUCAAAAAACCUCCGACCCAGGCUCCUCCAGACUUUUAUUCUCUAGGAUCUCUCCGACGGUCUGAAAGAUCCGACCCGUUCACUCCUCUGAUGAAACUCGAGACUCUGGGAAACUUGAGCGAGUCCAGCUCUCAGUAACAUGAACUCCGAUAGAGCUCGCUGCAGUGAACCUGAUCAACGCCACGCCGCUGAUCUGAAACAAGAGCUGGAUAUGAACCUUCUCUGUCGGAGCCACGGUGGACCGCUUCCAGUUAACAGGGAGGACAGCAGGACUCCAAAAGUCCCAAAAAUGUCAAGUAGCCUCCUUUGCCGGAGGUCUGAGGACCCCGGUGGGAGUACAGACUAAAGCCGCGUUCAGACCAAACGCGACCAGGUCGCGUCGCGUCGCGUUGGUCGGUCAGGUCGCGUCGCUUGGUGCCCUGGUGUGUCAACACCGGGUCCAAAGCUGCAGUCGCAGGUCGCGGCUGGUCGCAGGUGACGUCAUCCAUGUCACUAGCUCAGUUUUCAGUUCAUCAGUGCUGCCGCAUAUCUGUACAUCCGCAGUAGACGCCGCCGGCGUUUAUGGGUGCAUGAAACCAUCCGGAGGAGGACGGAGCUGGGUGAAUUUCACCGCUUGCUCCAGGAACUCCGCCUGGACGACGGCCGCUUCCAGCGGUACUUCCGUGUGUCGACGGCGCAGUUCGAGGACCUCCUCGCCCGGGUGGGAAGCAGCAUCUCCCGCCUGGACACGAAAUACAGGCGCUCCGAAACUGAGAUGCUUCUUCUUUGGCGUUGCGGUCCCGGUACAGCCCGCAACCCACGUCGUAUAGCACCGGGUGGUAGCUAACGGAUGUGAUUAACUGCUCCUCCAUUGUGAUUCUUCUUCUCCUCUUCCUUGUUUCGCCGGUUUGUUGACGUCAGCAGAGCCCUGAUUGGCUGUCGCGGCACGGAGUCGCGCCCAAAGUUCAAAUAUUUGAACUUUGGGAGCGACGCGACUUGGCGUCCUGCGACCUCGGCGACGCGACCUCGGGGACGCGCCUUGGCGACCGGUCGCGCCCGGUCGCCCGGUCGCGCAUGGUCGCGUCGCAGGAAGCCGGCGGUCGCCAAGUCGCGUCAGGUCGCGGCUGGCCAUAGACUUUGCAUUGGGAGCCGUCGCCAAGUCGCGUCAGGUCGCGUUUGGUCUGAACGCGGCAUAACGGGGGGAUCCCUUUAGAGUUUAGCUGAGGGUCUGAGACUUCAGUAAAACCAGUCAGAGUUCUAGUACCCUAAAGUACCGGCCUGGGCAGGCCAGGACUAAGAAAUGUCCCUGAAACUUCAUCCAGUAUCCUUCAUAGGGGGUUUGGACUUUAUCAGGUACCAAGCUGGCACUAAGACCAGGGUCUAUCCAAGGUCACCCUCUCUCAAUAAGAGGGUUCCUGCCAGACCAGAAUCAGCCGAGUCUGGGGUCUGAGUGUGAGGCAGAGGUUCAGGACUUUGUCUGGUUGUUUUCACAGGAGGGGGGGCGAGCCGCCGCUGAUUAACGGCUGGAUUCCGUACAUUGGAAAGGCCCUGGAGUUCGGACGAGACGCACACGGGUUUCUGGAGGACCACAAGAGGAGACAUGGAGACAUUUUCACGGUGCAGAUGGCAGGUUAGUAUCCAGUUAGUGUUUAUGACACGCCGUCGACUCAGUGACGCCCCCCAGUGGUUCCUGAAGAGGUGUUCAAAAGCCCAAAGAUGGAGUCACUGAAGUUGACGCUGACUCUGUCUGACUUCCUGUUGGGUCAUCGCUGAGUCACCUGACUAACACCGCCACCCAACCCUCAAAGUCCGGGUUUAGGAACACAGGAAAGUCCUGAUAAGUCAGUCUCACAUGUUAGUCCUGUUGACUCGGUCCGACAGGAUCAGAGUCACCGGGGGUGGGGGGGUGAGUCAGCUGAUAGACUCCUGUGUUUUAAACUCUUGACCUCUCCUCCUCUUCCUCACAACUUCAUCUUUGCUGUAAAACACAAAAGUCUAAAUUCUCGGAGCUUUUCCUCAAAUGAAACCGUCAAAGACAGAAAUCCCACAAAUCAGAGUCUGAGUCCAGGUCCUCUCGUGGACCCGGUCCUUUAGGUAUCAGGUGAACUUUCUUUCUCUGGGUUCUGGACUCUCACAGACUCUCUCUGUCUGUCUGUAUUACCCGGGACUUCCACCGCAUCCGAUCUGGAACGGCUCCGAUCUGGAACGGCGGCGAUUUUCGUUGUUCCCCAAUUUCUACCAGAUCCAUUUGUGAGGCGAAUUUCGUGGCAGAUUACAGACAGCAGGAAUCAGGAGAACUCACAGAUUCACGUUCAAUCUCACGAUAACGAGUUGUCUCUCUAAAGACAGACACAUAGACAUAUAAGCAGUAGAUUGUGUCCUUCCAGAGGAGGAAAUCUACUUCUAGACUUCUAGAAUCAGCAUCUCCUCAUCCAUGGUGUCAUCGGAGUGAAAUGACGUCUAAAAACCUUUCACUUGUUCGUCUCCGCCCGUUUGCAUGGUGUGAAAUACGAUCCUCCUGAAACACGGAGUGUUUUAUUUUGAAAAGAAGUCGGAUGUUUUAUUUUGAAAAGAAGCCGGAUGUUUUAUUUUGAAAAGAAGUCGGUGUAAAUUGACACGUUAACUUGAAUGGUUACGAUCAGCUACGAUCGGAGGAUACGACCUUUUAGGAGACGAUCAGGAUGAAGGUGGAGGUCGGUGGUUAUUGUGAUGUUUACUCUGAAGCUGCCCUCACUCAGGUGUGCUCCCCCUGCAGGUAAAUACAUGACCUUCAUCAUGGACCCACUGCUCUUCCCAAACAUCAUCAAACAUGGCCGCCAGCUGGACUUCCACGAAUUCUCCAACAAGGUGGCGCCCCCAACCUUCGGUUACCCGCCCACCAACAGCCGGAAGUUCCCCCGCCUUCAGGAGCAGAUCGGCCGGUCCUUCCAACUCCUUCAGGGCGAAAACCUCACCCCCCUGACGGAGAGCAUGAUGGGUAAUCUGAUGCUGCUGUUCCGUCAGGACCACCUGAGGGAGGGGGCGGGGCCUGAGGGCGGCUGGAGGAGCAGCAGCAUGUACGAGUUCUGCAUCUCGGUCAUGUUCGAGGCCACGUUACUCACCAUGUACGGCCGGCCGGUGUCGGCGCAGAGGCACAGCGGGAUGGGUGUGCUGCGGGAGGACUUUGUGAGGUUCGACUCCAUGUUCCCUCUGCUCAUGGCCCAGAUCCCCAUCAGCCUGCUCCGACAGACCAAAGCCAUCCGAGAAAAACUCAUCAACUACUUCCUGCCGCACAGGAUGUCGUGCUGGUCCCACACGUCACAGUUCAUCCAGAGACGAUCGGAAGUGUUCGAGCAGUACGACGCGCUGAGGGACGUCGACAAAGCAGGUACGUGCUUCCACAGAGUCUAUUCCUGAUGAGAAAGACAACAACGGCACCAAACCGGGACGGUUCUGUUUGAGGUCAGAGUCCAGAAGCCUCCGAGUCGACCUGCACUCUGUUCAAUAAAGACCUUUAGGAAGAGACGUCCACCUCAGGUCAGGGUCAGGAGUCUCUGUGUCUAAGUUCAGUGUCGCUAUGACAACCUACUGACCGAACUUCCUGUUUAUCCCGUUUACUUAAUACCCCAAAAAGACGGAACACUGACCGCAGCAAAGAUAAAACCAGAAGAUGAAGGAAAACAAAUCAUAGAAGUUAUUAAACCAACAAACGGGUCAAAAGUUCUGAUAGAGGAAGAACAUUUAUGAUCAUUUUACAGACGCUGUAGUUCUUCUGUCUUAGCGUCUCGGUCUGAUUGUAUUUCCAUGAAGAAAUGAUGAAGAAAUGAUCAUUAAUGUUCUUCCUUGAGCUGCGGCACCCCGCUGUAGUCUGUAAUGGACUGGCCUGAGGUCUCUCUACAAACAAGCGUCUGCUGGAAGAGAGUAGGUGAGUUGUGUUUAGAGUAGAUCAUGGUGUAGUUCCGUUCAGUAACAGAACCUCAUUGGAAAAUUAGCUGAUUUAACUUUACUGUGCUCUUGUUCAAAUAUAUUAACUCGACAGCACAUUAAUCCAUACCUGUUAACAAAAUCAUGAUUUUAUUGAUAAUUCGGCUCAAUAAAAACACCUUUACCUUUUCAUUUUACUACAGUAGAAGUUUAUUGGCCCAGCUUAUAGACUACAGAGGUGGAGAAACGCCCCCGCUUAAGUUUAUGUUUUCUUAGGAGUUAGAACAACUCUGAAUAUAGUACUAUGUCUGUGACCCUAUAUGUCCUGUUGAUGAAGUUAGGUGCUGUUCUGAACAUUAUUUGUGGCUAUAGAGUGGCGUUACGGUGAAUUUGACCCUACAUUAAUUUUACGGCGGAAUAUCCCUUUAAAGUCUGUUAAUCUGAGUCUUUCCUCUGAUCCAGUUUUUAUGAUUAUUAUCAGAGAAACUUUGAAUGAAGCUCAGCUGCUCUUACUUUGAUCAGACAUCAGCAGACUUUUAUUUUGGCGGGUCUGUGGGUUAAUAUUGGUGAAUUGAUCUGUUCUCCUCGGUUUGUCGUACCCUGCAUGUUCUCCUUAGUUUCCCAGAGUUAACACAGAUGUCUGUCGGAUGUGUUGAGUAACCUCAGUCAGUGUGGGGGUGGAUCUCUUCACUUUCUUCAUGAUUAGAAGUUUAACAGGAAACAAAGUUUGGCUGAAGUCUCAGUGAGACUUGGAUCCCGAGUUCACUCAGAGUUUUGAGAGCUGAACGUGGUUGGUGAAUGAACUCCUUUAUCUCACUGUUUGCUCUCGUUCUCUCCUGAGUUUCUGCUCCACACCCACGUCUAAACGGAGACCUUAGAUAAUCUGUGGGUGAGAACGUGGAGACAAACAGCAGAUUACACGACUUCAUCCUGACUCAGUGGAAACAGACAGAGGCUGAUAGUGUCCAUCAGAAAAUCCCAGUACUGACCGACUAACAGGUCAUCAAACUGGGACCCGGUCAGUCCGAGUUGAGACUGAAGGUCCGGGUGAUGAUAUGGGCGUGUUUCAAACCGGGUUUGGCGUCUGAGUAGGUGGGGUUAGCGUUCUCCUGUCCGACUCAUCAGAUGACUGACUCGUCGUCUUCUUCCUGCGUCUCUUUCAGCCCAUCACUUCGCCAUCCUCUGGGCGUCUGUCGGGAACACCAUCCCCGCCUGCUUCUGGUCCAUGUACUACCUGGUGAGUCACCCUGAGGCCCUGGAGAAGGUCCGUCAGGAGAUCCAUGAGGCCCUGAGGCUCAGCGGCGUGGAGUUCAGCACAGACAAAGACGUGGCGCUGAGCAGAGAGCAGCUGGAUAAACUCCUGUACCUGGGUAUGAGUCUGUUCACAUGUUCAGGUCCCGUGAUGGUCCCGGCUGACUGUUCUUUAGAACUGGAUGAUGAAGGAUUCUGGUCUUUGUCCACAGAGAGCGCCAUCAACGAGAGCCUCCGCCUGUCCUCCGCCUCCAUGAACAUCCGUGUGGUCCAGGAGGACUUCAGUCUGCGGCUGAACGCCGAGCGCUCGGUGAAGGUCAGGAAAGGUGACUUCAUCGCUCUCUACCCUCAGAGUAUGCACAUGGACCCCGAGAUCUACGAGAACCCACAGGUACGACCGGUUUUACUGCUCAGCCGUGUAGAAGUUCAGGUCCAACACUCCUGCCUCCAGUUUCAAACUCUGAGGUCAGCGCGUCUUUGGAGGACUGUGAAAGGGACAGACUUUUAACAUCUGCGCUCUUCAAGUUCUUUAAAAUCCAGUAUUUACAUAUUUGGAAAAUGAAACCAGAACCCAGAUGUUCAGUCUGUAAACUUCACACUGUUGUGACUCUAAUACCAGUGUUAGUGUGUUAGUGUGUUAGUGUGUUAGUGUUAAUGUGUUAGUGUUAGUGUGUAAGUGUGUUAGUGUGUUAGUGUUAGUGUUAGUGUGUUAGUGUUAGUGUUAGUGUGUUAGUGUUAGUGUGUAAGUGUGUUAAUGUGUAAGUGUGUUAGUGUUAGUGUUAGUGUUAGUGUGUUAGUGUUAGUGUUAAUGUGUUAGUGUUAGUGUGUAAGUGUGUUAAUGUGUUAGUGUGUUAGUGUGUUAGUGUUAGUGUGUUAGUGUUAAUGUGUUAGUGUGUUAGUGUUAGUGUUACUGUUAGUGUGUUAGUGUGUUAGUGUUAGUGUGUUAGUGUUAAUGUGUUAGUGUGUUAGUGUUAGUGUUAGUGUGUUUGUGUGUUAGUGUUAGUGUGUUAGUGUGUUAGUGUUAAUGUGUUAGUGUUAGUGUGUUAGUGUUAAUGUGUUAGUGUGUUAGUGUUAGUGUUAGUGUUAGUGUGUUAGUGUGUUAGUGUUAAUGUGUUAGUGUUAAUGUGUUAGUGUGUUAGUGUGUUAGUGUUAGUGUUAGUGUUAAUGUGUUAGUGUGUUAGUGUUAGUGUUAGUGUUAGUGUGUUAGUGUGUUAGUGUUAGUGUUAGUGUUAAUGUGUUAGUGUGUUAGUGUUAGUGUGUUAGUGUGUUAGUGUUUGUGUGUUAGUGUGUUAGUGUUAGUGUUAAUGUGUUAGUGUGUUAGUGUUAGUGUGUUAGUGUGUUAGUGUUUGUGUGUUAGUGUGUUAGUGUUAGUGUUAGUGUGUUAGUGUUAGUGUGUUAGUGUUAGUGUGUUAGUGUUAGUGUGUUAGUGUGUUAGUGUUAAUGUGUUAGUGUUAGUGUGUUAGUGUGUUAGUGUUAAUGUGUUAGUGUUAGUGUUAGUGUGUUAGCGUUAGUGUGUUAGUGUAAGUGUUAAUGUGUUAGUGUUAGUGUGUUAGUGUUAGUGUGUUAGUGUGUUAGUGUGUUAGUGUGUUAGUGUUAAUGUGUUAGUGUGUUAGUGUUAGUGUUAGUGUGUUAGUGUUAGUGUGUUAGUGUGUUAGUGUGUUAGUGUUAGUGUUAAUGUGUUAGUGUGUUAGUGUUAGUGUGUUAGUGUGUUAGUGUUUGUGUGUUAGUGUGUUAGUGUUAGUGUUAGUGUGUUAGUGUUAGUGUUAGUGUGUUAGUGUUAGUGUGUUAGUGUGUUAGUGUGUUAGUGUUAGUGUUAAUGUGUUAGUGUUAGUGUGUUAGUGUGUUAGUGUGUUAGUGUUAGUGUUAAUGUGUUAGUGUGUUAGUGUUAGUGUGUUAGUGUUAGUGUGUUAGUGUUAGUGUGUUAGUGUGUUAGUGUUUGUGUGUUAGUGUGUUAGUGUUAGUGUGUUAGUGUUAGUGUUAGUGUGUUAGUGUUAGUGUGUUAGUGUGUUAGUGUGUUAGUGUUAGUGUUAAUGUGUUAGUGUUAGUGUGUUAGUGUGUUAGUGUGUUAGUGUUAGUGUUAAUGUGUUAGUGUGUUAGUGUUUGUGUGUUAGUGUUAGUGUGUUAGUGUUAGUGUGUUAGUGUUAGUGUUAGUGUGUUAGUGUGUUAGUGUGUUAGUGUUAGUGUUAAUGUGUUAGUGUGUUAGUGUUAGUGUGUUAGUGUGUUAGUGUUUGUGUGUUAGUGUGUUAGUGUUAGUGUUAGUGUGUUAGUGUUAGUGUGUUAGUGUUAGUGUGUUAGUGUUAGUGUGUUAGUGUGUUAGUGUUAAUGUGUUAGUGUUAGUGUGUUAGUGUGUUAGUGUUAAUGUGUUAGUGUUAGUGUUAGUGUGUUAGCGUUAGUGUGUUAGUGUAAGUGUUAAUGUGUUAGUGUUAGUGUGUUAGUGUUAGUGUGUUAGUGUUAGUGUUAGUGUGUUAGUGUUAGUGUGUUAGUGUGUUAGUGUGUUAGUGUGUUAGUGUUAAUGUGUUAGUGUGUUAGCGUUAGUGUCACUGUGUUAGUGUCACUGUGUUAGUGUUAAUGUGUUAGUGUUAGUGUGUUAGUGUUAGUGUUAGUGUGUUAGUGUGUUAGUGUGUUAGUGUUAGUGUGUUAGUGUUAAUGUGUUAGUGUUAGUGUGUUAGUGUGUUAGUGUUAAUGUGUUAGUGUGUUAAUGUGUUAGUGUUAGUGUGUUAGUGUGUUAGUGUGUUAGUGUUGUUAUCAUGAUUCUUCGUGUUGAGCGCCGCUGCCUCAGAGUUUGUCAGAUAUUUCUUCACAGACUCUAAAUUAAAGGGAAUGUUUGUCAGUAAAUCUUCCUGCUGGAGAGUUUCCUCGACGUUCAUCUGCUCGUGUGUCUGCAGCUCCACGGAUCAGCUGACCCUCAUUGUUGUUUCUGACCCCGUAGACGUUCCAGCUGGAUCGGUACAUCCAGGACGGCAAAGAGAAGACGGACUUCUACAAAGACGGUCAGAGGUUGAAGUAUUACCUGAUGCCCUUUGGCUCCGGCUCCUCCAUGUGUCCCGGACGAUACUUCGCCAUCAACGAGAUCAAACAGUUCCUGUGUCUGAUGCUGCUUUACUUCGACCUGCAGCUGGAGGCGGGUCAGAAACGGGCCACGCUGGACUCCAGCAGAGCCGGGAUGGGGAUCCUGCUGCCCGCCGAGGAAGUCCGCUUCUGCUACAGACUGAGAACGGACUGAUGAGGACAGGUGUGUCAAAGAGCUGCACCUGUGUCCAGACCAGGGUCCAGGUAGACCAGGGUCCAGGUAGACCAGCAGCUUCACUGUGUUUGUGUAGUUUAAGACGUACGAAAGGACAACAUGAAAACAAUACGAGUCGACCAUCUCAUGACCUGAAAUAAGCGACUCGACUCCACGCCACUCAGACCGACUCACUCAGAUAAAAACUCAACAACGUUAGUCUGACACAACUCUACUGAGCAGGAACAACCAGACCUUAGUGAACCUGAAUCUGCAGGACCUGUCCCAAGACCUUCAACCUCCAAACGACACGACUCAGCCAGACUUGUCAUGACCUGAGACCCUUCGUUGAAGCUGAACGUGAUCAAAUCUGACGCACUGACGCCGAUCUUAACGCUAACCAAAGUGACUAAGAAUGAACUGACUUGUUCACCACAGAUAACAUCUGACACUCAACCCAGCUCAUCCUGAGAACUGACGGGUCUAGACCGGCUCCACUGGACCCACAUUUCUAGACCUGAUGUUAUUUGACCAAAAAAAAAAAACUCAACCCAGUUUGUUUGAAGUUUUCCUGAAUUGACCACGAGAGUCCACGCCGCUCUGCAAACUCAGCCAACUGAUGGAGACUGAACCGGACUUUAUAAGGCGCCACUGGAACUGACUCAGACCUGAUGUGAUACCUGAGUGGGACCCACCGUGAUGGGACUUGACCGGACUUGCCCGGUGUAAUGUGAUUGAUCCAAAUGUGACUCGUCUUUUAUUACAAACAUGUUAUCCUGAUUUUAAUGUGAAUCGAACUCGACUAGAUCGAUGUCUUUGAGCCCCACUCAACACGAUGUGAUUGGACAAGACUCGACUCAACACGAUGUGAUUGGACAAGACUCGACUCAACACGAUGUGAUUGGACAAGACUCUACACUGACUGACGCCACUCAGCAGCUUCCCCCGAUGUAACUGGAAUAAUGAGCUUCUGUGAUUCCCCUGAAUGAAACAUACGGGUGCUUUUUUAACCGACUCGCCAUGAUUUACUGGGACCACACCUGACUCGACUUGGUAUGAUGUGAUUGGACCAGACUUGACCUGGUAUGAUGUGAUUGGACCUGACUCGACUUGGUAUGAUGUGAUUGGACCUGACUCGACUUGGUAUGAUGUGAUUGGACCUGACUCGACUCCAUGUGAAAUGAUAUAAUCUGACUCGACGGGAUGAUGUGAUCCUCUUUACGGCCCUAUAAGUGACUCCAGUCGACCUGAUGCGGAGUAUAAAGACUCGACUGACCCUUGACCGGACCGGACCGGACCGGACCGGACCUGUUUGUGACGGUUUGAUGAACUACUGGUGCUGAUCCUCCUCAGCACACUGACUACAGUCUAAAAACACUAACGCUCGUGAUUCAGCAGCUUUAUGAAUGUAUGAAGGGUGAGCUCACAUUCACACAUUCACUCUAAAUUCACUCUAUGAUGCACCUUUUUUACCCAGAGUCAGCUGAAUGAGCCAAGUACAAAACUGAACUUUAUGCAAAAGAACUUCUUUUAUUGUAAACAGUUCUGAUGUUUAUACGUCGGCCUCUGAAUCUAAGAUGUUUUCUCCGCUGUUGCUUUACUACUGUUGAUACUAAAGAAAGAGGAAAUCUGGGCGCCUGUUUGUUUUCAAGUUUAACUCUCUGAGCAGAAACUUUUCUCCACAUUAGACAUGACUGAUAAAUAAACAGGUGUGACUCUUUUAGAGUCACUUUUUAUCACGUUCAGAGCGAUUACUGUGAGCUUUAUUACCUGAACUUUAGCCGUGAAAAUGUUGAAGGUUCAGUCAAAGUCAAAUGUUAAAUUUAAAGAUCAAAAAGGAAAUCUGUAACUAAGAAAGAAAAUCUUAUUUGUAGACUUUUCUCGGGUCACAAAGUCAAAAUGUUUUUGAUAGAAAUAUGAAUUAAUGGAAAAAAAUGUAAAAUCUGAAAUUUGAUGUUUAUUGUUGUUCAGUUUUAAUCUGACUUUAAACUCUUUGACCGAAUGUUGAAUCUUAAUGUUGAAUAUUAAAUCAUGAAUCUUACAAUCAAAUCCAAAUAUCUGUUGGUUUAUAUUAAAGGUAAAUAUUAGAUGUCAAAAAUGUAAUAAUGAAAAAUAAACUAUUAAAAUUAAAUGUAGAACCUUCUUGUAUCAUAAAUGUUAAAUUUAUUCGUUAAAUGUUUCAUCUAAAUUUGAGAUUAUAGAUAAAAAUUUUAACAUUUUGAUUGAAAAUUUACCAUUUUUGAAAAAAUAAUAAAUGUUAAAUCUGAAUUAUUAACAGUAUAUUUUUAAAUCUGAAUGUAAAAAUUAAUUAUCUACUUAAUUUAAAAUUUAGAUGUAGAUGAUAAAUUUCUAAUCAGGUGUUGAACGUUAGAUAUGAGUUUAGUUUCUAAUGAAAAUAAUGUUUAACGUCAAAUCUAAAUGUUUAAUUUUUAUUUUGGUGUUAAAAGUUAAAUCUUAAUGUUGGACAUGAAUUUAUAUCUGUACUAAAAAUCUUCACAGUAAAUCUGAGUGUUAAAUAUUCACACACAGUAAAUCUGAGUGUUGAAUCCAAAUGUUUAAUUUUAAUUUCAGUGUUUAAAGUUAAAUUUUAAAUGUUGAAUGUUUUAAUCGUUAGAAUUAAAAGUAGCGUUUAUGCAAAUCUGACUUAGAUCAAAGAGGGACGUUUUCUUUCUUAUAAGAAUAAAAUAAAUAAAAUCUGAGUUCAUGAAUUUUGCUCCACAGAUGUAAAAAUCACUUUUGAAUGUUUUAUCUCUGAAUGUGGAGAAACGUUUCUGUUUGAAACUUGACGAUCUUCGCCCUUAAAGAUCCAGUCCGAGGUUUUAGUGAACCCUCCACAGUCCAGCAUUCAGACUCUGUCAGUCCAGCUCAGCAGAUGGAAACUUUAGACCUGGUCCAUCAAAAGCAAAGAAAAACCAUCUCCAUGAGUGAUGAUGUUAGCAUAACCGAGCUUUUGAACUCCACCGCCCGGCAGGAGGUGUUGGACUCACAGCUCUGAGGAUCUGGUGACUUUUUUUAACUAGCUGGUUGACUAACAAGUUAAUCUCAGCGCUGAUGAGAGGAUUUCUAAAAACAUGGGACUGCUCCUUUAGUGAUGCUGUCGUGGACAGAGGGACAGACUCUGAGGGAGUCGAACGGCAGCUGUGAACGUUCAGUUUUCAGAUAUUUAAACGUUAAAAAACUUUGUUGUAAUUUUUUAUAACACUUUUAAAAUGUAACGAGCUGCUUCUGCUUCAUGAAUAAUAAACGAUUUUUUUACUUGAAAGUC